CGCGCGCGCGUGGAUUGCACCACCGCAUCCCCCUGCUCACCGUUUCCUGCGGGCGGCCGCACUCUGACUGAUUUGAUGGAGAGAAUGAAGCCGAGGAUCGUCUCUGUCCCCCUCAGAUCCACAUCUGUCUCGUCCCAGAUGUGACUGACGGGUCUUAGGUUUUAUUUUUAUUUUAUUUAUUUAUUUUUAUUAAAUUUAUUCUCAUUAUUCUUUACCGUGACGCCCGCGUCCAUCAGCGUGUCCACCUCUGGAAGAGACCACCACCAUGGCCCUGGUCAUGGAGCCGAUCAGUAAGUGGACACCGAAGCAGGUGCUGGACUGGAUGAAAGGCCUGGAUGACUGCCUCCAGCAGUAUGUGAAGAGUUUUGAGCGGGAGCAGAUCGGGGGAGAGCAGCUGCUGCACAUCACCCAUCAGGAGUUGGAGGAGCUCGGCGUCACCAGAAUAGGACACCAGGAGCUCAUCCUGGAAGCUGUCGACCUCCUUUGUGCCCUGAAUUAUGGCCUGGAAACAGAGAAUCUCAGGACACUGUCCCACAAGUUAAAUGCUUCAGCGAAGAACCUCCAGAACUUCAUCUUGGGCCGGCGCCGGGGCGGACACUAUGAUGGAAGAGCCUCUAGAAGACUGCCCAACGACUUCCUUACAUCAGUGGUGGAUUUGAUCGGUGCUGCCAAGAACCUGCUGGCCUGGCUCGACAGGUCUCCCUUCGCCAGCGUGACAGAGUAUUCAUUACUGAAGAACAACAUUGUGCAGCUCUGCCUAGAGCUGACCACUAUCGUCCAACAGGACUGCACGGUGUACGAGACGGAGAACAAGAUUCUUCACGUGUGUAAGACCUUAGCAGGAAUCUGCGACCACAUCAUCUCCCUGUCUUCAGACUCGUUGGUGUCUCAAUCGGCUCAUCUGGAGGUGGUCCACCUUACAAGCAUCAUGCCAAGUGAAGGACUGGGGAUGUAUAUCAAAUCUACAUACGAUGGACUUCAUGUUAUCACUGGAACCACAGAGAACUCUCCAGCAGAUCAGUGUAAGAAGAUCCAUGCUGGGGAUGAGGUGAUCCAAGUCAACCACCAGACAGUGGUGGGAUGGCAGCUAAAGAACCUGGUGAAUGCUCUCAGAGAAGACCCAUGUGGAGUCAUUCUCACGUUGAAGAAAAGGCCUCAGAACACCCUGAGUUCUACUCCGGCUCUGCUCAGGAACGUCCGCUGGAAACCACUCGGCCUGCAGCCUAUUCCCACCAGUCCCACCAGCACGUCCCCCACACCAGGUGGAACUCUGGGCAUGUCCAAAAUGGAUGCUCCGAGCAUGCAGGAUGUAUACAUCCUGUCUCCUGUUUCCGGUCUCUAUAGCCCCAGGGACGAGAUGGGCCUGAUGUCAUGUGAUGAUAUCAGCCGCUACAGCAUGAGCUCCCAGUCUGGCUCUAAAGGAUCAGAGGCCGUCAGCUAUUACCUAGACCAGGACAGUGGUCAAUACUUCUCCUUGCUGGAAGGAGAUGGACCAGCUGGACCUGACUACGACCGCAGCCGCAAUACAGGGGUGCGGCGACGGGACAAGACCCCAACACAUGGUGAUCUCAGACCUGUUUCCAUGCCUCCUGAAUAUAACUGGAUGGCCGAGGUCAAGGAACCCAGCAUGGGCAAAAGAGGGAGCCGAGACUCAGACAACUCCCUGCUCCGUUACAUUAGCGACGACAAGAUUCUGGUGAUCGAGGAGGAGCCGGAGGGUUUAAGCAGAGAAAGCCGGCGAGAUUCAUCCAGACGAUCUCGACGCAAGAGCCGCAAUCCCAGCAGCCCUAGCUUUCCCAUAAGCCCUUCCAUGCUGUCGUCCACCCUGCGUCUUGACCAGCCACCAGAACCUCUGCCCCGAGGUGCGGACACAUUACGAGCAGACACAACAGACAGGUACUCAGGCACAGGAAGCUCAGGAGCUGCUUCCAUGAGGAAGUCUUUCCAUUACACAUCUCUAAGAGCAAAAACCAAAAAGAGAAGUAAAGGUUCCCUCACCAGUGCCAGUCGACGGAGAAUCUCCUGUAAGGACCUCGGUCAUGGCGACUGUGAGGGCUGGCUGUGGAAGAAGAAAGAUGCUAAAGGCUAUUUCACCCAAAAAUGGAGGAAGUACUGGUUCAUCCUCAAAGAAUCUUGUCUCUACUGGUACACCAACCAAAAUGAUGAGAAGGCUGAGGGCUUCAUCAGCCUCCCUGAGUUCAGAAUAGACCGAGCCAUAGAAUGCAGGAGGAAAUUUGCCUUCAAAGCCUGUCAUCCCAAAAUCAAGAGCUUCUUCUUUGCCACAGAUUGUCUUGAGGAAAUGAACAGGUGGAUGAACAGACUUGGGUUAGCUGCCAUUGGCUACACACCAGAUGAUAAAGUGCCACGCCCUGAUGAAGACUACUGGAGUGAGAGUGAUCAAGAUGAGGUUGAUGGAUCAAUGACCCUCAAACAGGAAGGACCUUCAUCUCUCUGUGAUACUUACCAUCGCACACCAUCUGUGAAUUCUUCCAGUCCUUUCCCAGAGUCCAAGCAUGGUCGACAUUUCUCUAGUGAGUCCACACACUCCCACUCCUCAGCAGAGGACCAGCGUGGGGAUGGCAUGGGCAUGGGCACGGGCACAGGGAGCACCAGCACCCACUCGUCUGGCUGCCGAUCCUCCCAUCGCGAGCGACGCUCCUGGCAGGACCUCAUUGAGACCCCUCUGACAAGUGCAGGACUGCACUUCCUCCAGACAGCGCCAGGGGACAGUGACUAUGGUGGCCCGAUGGGUGGCAUGGCUGGAGAGAUGGGAUUCUACGGAGGACUGGGCAGGCAGGGAAUGUCCCCAGAAAGACGUCGGCAAGCCACACUACCUGUACGGAGACACCACGCAGCAGAGAGAGACCGAGAGCGGGACGGGCCUUUCCCCCUGGAGCGGGGCCCAUACACACACAGCCACACACACCGACGCUCCCACAAGCAGCGCAGCCAGAGUCUACCCAGGAACAGAGACCCAAUGCAUGGAAAAUUCAUGCACACAUCAGCUCAUAUGGAAGAGAGGAGUGAAGAUGAGGAGGCAGAGGGCCAGGCAGCAGACAUACUCGAGGCAGAAGAUGACCCACGGGACUUUAGAGUCGAGAGCAGAGACAGGAGGGUGUCAGAAGGAUGGGAGCCUGAACCGUUGGAAGGGUUAGAGCAGCUUUAUCGGGCCCUUGAACAAGCCAACGUGACGCCUCUAGGAGACCCUAAACCCUGCAGCAGGCAAGAGUUUCGGCGCUGUUUCACCCAGAGAGUCAGGGACCCACUGCUCAACGACCGGCUGCACAGAGUCCGAGCCCUCCGCAGCACUCUAAAGGCCAAAGAGUCGGAGCUGGAGGUGAUCUGCGCCCUGCUGGAGGACCCCGGCCUGUGCUCGCAGACCUUCAGAGAGUGGAAACAGUGGCACAGCGAGCUCUACUCAGACAUCUGCCAGCUCAGCCCCGGCACCAACGGCCAGGACGACCUGUCUCCGCUGGCCGCGCCACUCAUGACCCACACACACUCCUUCAUCGAGACUCACGUGUGACGAAACUAAAACAAACUGAGCCGAUGCGCGUGCACGCACACACACACGUGCGCGCGCGCUGACAUAGAGCUUCACAUUCAUCGAACUGUUCCUCCUGAUCACGACUCAGAGCACGCACCCACUCACACAGAAACAUUGUAAGAUGUGUAAAUAUCAAAGAGGGAACGGUCUGAGACCUGCGUGUACGAACUUUUGAUAAUCCCAAGGACCCCACAGGGUGCCUGUUGCAUGCCUGAACAGAACACAUUAAUCUUCCUUUGUUUAUUGAACUCGCCUAACCCUUGUCAAGAAAAACGGGAAAAUAGGAGAAUUUUAACGUUGGUUUCUUUGUGUUCUCUACAUUUGGCUACUUCUUUUGUUUGAUUUAAGGGGGUAGGGGGAGCUAUGUAGCAGCAAUACAGACGAGAAUCCUUUUCACCACAGCACUGUACUUUUUCUACUAAUGAACUUUGCACCCAGA
Nematolebias whitei (Rio pearlfish) is the source of this 3986-nucleotide messenger RNA. Its product is annotated as connector enhancer of kinase suppressor of ras 2. Bases 266 to 3526 code for a protein of 1086 amino acids. The record is from RefSeq and is a predicted model, not a curated record. Gene Ontology annotation, cellular component: membrane; cytoplasm. Gene Ontology annotation, molecular function: protein binding. Lineage: Eukaryota; Metazoa; Chordata; Actinopteri; Cyprinodontiformes; Rivulidae. Gene Ontology annotation, biological process: regulation of signal transduction. The transcript is spliced from 24 exons.